This is a messenger RNA of Coprinopsis cinerea okayama7#130, 900 nucleotides long. RefSeq lists its product as hypothetical. The coding region runs from base 1 to 900 and encodes 299 amino acids. NCBI's taxonomy places the organism in Eukaryota, Fungi, Basidiomycota, Agaricomycetes, Agaricales, Psathyrellaceae. The transcript has 10 exons. The record is from RefSeq and is a predicted model, not a curated record.
AUGCGUCAGGGGAUUAUAGCCCGUGAACCGUUUGGAUUACCACCGAGCGGCAAAUCUGCCGAAGGAGAAUCCGAGAUGGGCAACCCUCGCAGAAACGGUAUAAAAGCUUCCUACCACUACAAGCACCUUUCGAGUAGACUCUCCAACGUCCCUUACUCCCCAUCUCAAAUCACUAUGCUCAAGUCCAUCUUUGCAUUGACCUCGUUCGUGGCUCUCGCCUCGGCCCAUUAUAUUUUCCCCAUCCUCAUCGUCGACGGUGUCGAAACCCCCGAGUGGCAAUACGUUCGCCGAACCGAUAACAGUGAUUAUGACAAGACUCUCUACGGUCCUGUCUGGGGCGAUAUCAACCAGCCCGCCAUACGCUGCAACGAUGUCGCCCGAACGGAGGUGACGCAGACUUACAACCUCACCACAAGCAACAGGGUCGGGUUCAAAGCGUUGACGCUUCCAGGCCAGAUUGGGGCGUACCAUGAAAGUAUCACGAACAUCUUUCUGGCUCGCGCCCCGACUGGUGUAGAUGUCGCUGAUUGGGAUGGUGAUGGCCAGGUCUGGUUUAAGAUCAAGGAAUGGACCGCUCAUGUCAACCCUGACCGCACCAUGUUCUUCGAGUCUACAAACCAAACCCACUUCGAGUUCGACUUGCCCCAGUCCCUUCCCAGCGGCCAGUAUCUUCUCCGAAUUGAGAAUAUUGCGAUCCAUGCCACCAACGUUGUCGGACGUCCUCUCCAAUUCUUCUUGUCCUGCGCUCAGAUCAAUGUCGCCAACGAUGGAAAUGGUACUCCCGGACCUUUGGUCAAUGUCCCUGGACACUACACUGGAUUGGAGCCGGGACUUGACAUCGAUAUUCUCAACCCUCCCGCUACUUAUAUUCACCCUGGCCCGGCCGUCUGGCAAGGAUAA